AUGGCGAUAUCAACGCUCCCCUCCACAACUACAACGCUCACUCCCACCAAACCUCUCUCAAGCACAACCCAACAACCCCCAUACAAACGCCCAACUUUCCCCUUCCUCGCUCUGCCCAUCGAACUCCGUCUUAAAAUCUACCAUGAGCUCCUGCCCCCACGAACCCACACGAUCGUCAGCGACACGCGCCCCUCCGGCCUCUUCUUCAACUCCUCCCCACCAUCCUCCACCUACCCGUUUGGCACUCCGCCAGCCCAUCCCCCAAAAUACAGAAUCCUAACCACAAACCACCACACCUCCUUCCCCUCCGCCAGCAUCUACCCCCAAAUCCUCCGUUGCUCGCGCCAAACCCACGCAGAAGCCGAAUCGCUCCUCUACGGGCACAAAGACGCGAUCUUCGAUUUCGGCACGCAUAGCGAUGCGCUGAUCUCGUUUUUCUCGGCACGUUCGAGCGUCGCGAGGAGCGUGGUGCGGCAUGUGCGGUUGGGGAAGGAGAUUCAUUGUGUGCUGAGUAAUGAGGAGGGGAAUACUGUGUUUGCGGGUGUGGAUGGACGGUGGGUAAGGUUGUGCGAGUUUGUGAGACGGGAGAUGACGGGGUUGUGGGGGUUGGAGUUGAGGGUUUGGGGGAGUCAUGGGGGGAGGUUGAGGAUUCCUACGUCUGAGAGGUUGGCUGAGAGUGAGGUUGCUCCGCUUGAUGUGGUGGCUCUUGAACGGGAGCCGAAUUGGCAUAUUCAUCCUUGGACUUCGCCAUUGCUCACGCUGCCUUCGCUUCGUACGGCGACGAUUACGGUGUGGGAUUUCCAGAUUGGAGGGAAAGAAGGGGAGAAGCGUGGUUUUGACAGUUGGCUUGCGGAGAGGAUGGUGGUGGAUGAGGUUACGAGGGAUAGGAUGGUUAGGGAGGGGUUGGUUGUUGAGGGGGUGGUUAAAGUUAGAGGCGAAGGAUACUAG
Molecule: messenger RNA, 948 nt
Organism: Glarea lozoyensis ATCC 20868
Lineage: Eukaryota; Fungi; Ascomycota; Leotiomycetes; Helotiales; Helotiaceae
Exons: 1
Coding region: 1-948 (315 amino acids)
Source: RefSeq, a predicted model, not a curated record